Messenger RNA from Eruca vesicaria subsp. sativa (arugula), 1620 nucleotides. The record is from the annotation of a GenBank genome assembly. NCBI's taxonomy places the organism in Eukaryota, Viridiplantae, Streptophyta, Magnoliopsida, Brassicales, Brassicaceae.
AUGGAGAGCGCAGCCAAAAUCGCCGGGACAGACAAAAACAUGGUGAAAGAGAAGCUCAAUGAGUUACCAGAUGACCUACUCUUGAAGAUACUCUCAAAGCUUCCGUUUUUUAAGGAGAGCGUUGCAAGAAGUCUCAUAUCAAAACGUCACGAGGAACCUUGGAAACUUGUGCUAGACGUCACAUUCAAAGAUGAUAACGAGGAGAGUCGCGCGACUUACAUGAAUUUUAUUUACGUUUCGUUCUUGUUUGACGGUACUCAGACUCUAGAGAGGUUGCAUCUCAAGCUUGUCCGAAAUUAUUCUGCUUCCGACAUCAACAUUUGGGUUCAAGUCGCGGUUGAUAUAUCUGUAAGAAAGCUGAGAUUUGACGUGUACUGGGGAACGCUAAAAUUGCCGAGGUGCUUAAAUAAUUCGACAACCCUAAAAUCGUUGAUACUCCGUGAAGUAACUAUCAGUCAUAUUCCGUUUGGGUUCUGUUUGCCAUCUCUUAAAAGUCUCCACCUUUUCUCCGUUAGGUUCUCGCAAAAGGCAUCUAUCAAAAGGCUUUUACAAAGUUGCCCGGAUCUUGAAUACUUGGUUAUAAACCAAGCCAAGUAUCUUGACGUUUGGAAUUUUGGUGGUCCUAGGGUUUGUUUGUCCUCACUAAAAAGUCUGCACCUUUUAUUAGCUACGAAUUACGACAGUAGUCGUGAUUCUCUUACACUUCUUCUGCAAAGUUGUCCGGUUCUUGAAUAUCUGGUCGUAAGAGAAACUGAUCGUUUUUCGAUUAUUUGGGAUCUACCACCUGAGUCUUGUCUGUCAUCAAUCAAAAGUCUGCACCUUUCAUCUGUCAAACUCUUGAAUGAUGAAUCUAUUGCAACGCUUUUUGAAAGGUGUGCAGCUCUUGAAGAUUUGGUUAUAAACCGAACCAGAGAUGACAAUGUCAGAGUUUAUAAUAUCAAUGUGCCUACUUUGAAGAGCUUAACUAUCAAUAACACAAGAGAGAAACAUACCGAUGAUGACAACAAGGUGAAGGAGAAUCAUGGGUUUUUGAUAAAUUCUUCUGCUUUGGAGACUUUGAACAUUAAGGAUACUGUGAGUAACUUUCUUAUCCUUGAAUUUAUGCCCGAGGUAACCAAAGCAAAUAUUGAGGUCAUCUGUGACAAAUCUGAGAGUUUCAUUGGAUCUCUUACCUCAAUCCAACAUCUUUCUCUAUGUUCUCCAACUUCUGAGACUCCAUAUCGCCGUGGCUCUGUCUUUCCCUAUCUGGAACAUCUAGAGCUAUGUACAUGUUCUCCGGGAUGGGCCAAUCUUCUUGCUUCUAUACUCAAUAACGCUCCAAGGCUCCAAUCUCUCAAGCUUAAGUCGAAUCAUAGUCCCCCUCGCAAUGAUCCGAAUAACUUUUGGAACGAACCAGCAGUUGUUCCGGAAAGUUUAUUGAAGCAUCUAGAGAUCUUUGAAUGGAGACAAUAUGAAGACACAGUGCAGCAUUGGAAAAUGGCUGCGUAUAUACUAGCAAACGCUACUUGUCUAAAGAUGGCCUCAUUUUCAACAAGAUGUAGGGACAACCAUCAUGGCAUGCUCAUGCAGAUAAAGCAACCGAACAGAGUGUCAGAGACAUGUCAGUUAGUUUUCGAGUAA